ACUCUAUCUACUUCAUCUCCAUGCUUACUGACAAUCACGGCCCAGCAACCUCUAUGACGAACAGCCUCUUUGAUAUGCUCAAGCCUAUAGGGUACCUCUACAAGAGAUUUAGCCUCUUGCUCUGGCGCCUUUAAGCCAACCCUUCAUAUUUCCUUAUCCAUUGACACUCAUCUCGUGACCUCCCUUGAUUACUCUUCCGUUAUCGCUAAGCUUGAUGUGCACGGAUUGAAUCCUUCAAAGAUUAGUAUGGCAACCAAUAUUCAUCGGCAAGCACCUCCAAUACCUGGCAAAAGACGCCCGGUCAACAAAACUUUUAGCGGCUGCGCCCGUUGUAAAUCCAGCAAGGUAAAAUGCGAUGAAGCGAAACCCAGCUGCGGCCGCUGCGUUUCAAGAAAGCUACCAUGUCCGGGUUAUCCAGGCAUGAUAAUACGAUGGUCUACAAAGCACGAGGUGUUCAAUAGCGUAAAAGAUCCAAGCCUCAUAUGCAACACAUCCUCAAGACCAGCACUAAACAGUCAUCUUACCUUCCACCCCACUUAUCCGAAAGGCUCCCCUCCGCUUCAAAAACCCACACCUUCAACUGAGAGUGGUCUUCGACAAACGUGCUCAGAUAUAAUAUCGUGUUCCUCAACUGAGAAUAAUGCUGUGCCCGACGAAGAAGAGAAUACUCCAAUAUCGGCGAUCGCAAACGGAUCUUACAAGCUCCCGAAUAGUCAUGGCCCGGCCUAUUUGUUGGACAAGAAUAGCUCCGUGGGCUCCGUGGACUUUGCAGGCACUGCUCCAUCAUUGUCGGGCGUGAUGCAAUACCAGGACAAUUACCAGUGGCUAGAUACUUCUUCAGUUGUCCCAUGGAAGAAGACUUCUAUUCCGCCGGCCAUUAGCCACCUUCCAGCAGAUUUGGCAACAUAUUAUUUCAAGAACGUCUGUUCGGUUUUCUCCAGUUUUGACUCAGAACUUAAUCCGUUUCGGUCAUAUGUUUCCCAAGUCUUCUCGUACUCUGCGCCUGUAUUCAAUGCAAUGCUGAGCGGUUCUGCGGCAAGACUAGCGGACGAGAAGCCACAACUGAAGGUUAUCGCUCUUCAAUACCAGAGUCAGGCCUUGAGAUGCAUCGCAGAGAGUCUAAAACAAACGAACAAAGUCCGCGAAGACACCCUAUUCGCAAUAUUCCUCAUAGGAUUGAGUACAGCAUGGCACGAUGGGAAGGAUAUCGGCAUCGCUCACUUCCAUGCUGCCCAGCGAGCCAUCUCAUCAAAUGCAAUAUCCGCGAGAGGGAACAAUCAAUCAAUGGCCAACUUCUUCAAGUCUGCUCUCAUCUAUUGGGAAAUGGCUAUUAGUAUAGUCAGUGAUGAAGUAGAGUUCAGUUCCGACAUAGAGGCUGUCACGGCGGAAGAAAGUCCCAAUAUGGCAACCAUAGAAGCAAGAGAGUCCACCAAUCCUCGUAUAACUCCACACCCAUGGACUGGGGUGUCAUCACCUAUCCAAGCUAUCUUCAGUCGAGUCACAAAGGUUAUCCGGUCCUUGAGGCUGGUUGAUGAUCGCUCUGAUGCUGGCCUACUCGAACACAAGAAACUCAGCCAAGACGCUACGAAACUAGAAGAAGCUCUCUGGUCUGUUGCAUUGCCAGACAUCGCGGAGAUCGAUGAUUCGGGAGAUCCUAACACGCCAUCACACCACCACGUUCUUCUCGCGGAGGCAUACCUCUUUGGUAGCCUAUAUCAAAUAUAUCGCAAGUUUUCCGGCAUUCUACGGCACCGUCAACAGUGCAUAUCAUCUGCUGGCUGCCCUCCGUUAGGACCCAAGAACAAUCCGAUAGCCGAAUGGUGGAACUCGCUGUCCAAUGCCGCCUCAAAUGACAUGUUUCUACGCUCUCUCGGGUUUAGCGUACUUGAUCGCCUACAACAGAUUCCGAUUACAUCUGGCACAAGGUCUGUUCAAGCUAUUUUAAUAUUUGUCGCCGCCGGGUCGCUGGCUAUACCAUCUCCCUUCAUUCAAGGGCCCAUUCAGCAUGAUGAUUAUGUACCAUCUCUCGAAGCAGGUUCGGCUUUAGAGCAUGAUCAUGUCAUGGAUUUACGAGACUUCACAAUUUCCCGGCUGGCAUCCCUCCGGUCACUAGUUCAUUCACGGCCAGUUGAUCUAAUGUUACAAGUCAUCAAGGAGAUGUAUCGACGUCUUGAUAUGGGAGAAGAAGUUUUUUGGAUUGAUCUUAUUCGCGAAAUGGAGUGUGAGACUAUGUUUGGGUAGGGUUUCAAGAAGUUAUAAUCACCAUCUCAUUAGAAACCACUGAUUAUUUGAUGCAUGAUGCCAAAUAAUGCAAAAAAGGGAUUUAUUAAGACAUAACACGACAUAUGUUUGCACACUAUCUGUAAUACAAAGUCAAAUUUUAGCUCAUUUCUGGUAUCGUGGCCUCCAGCACAUCUACAUCCGUGAUGGUCGUCUGUGGGCCUUUGAACCAAUAUUUCCCACCAAGUCCGAAUGGGAAUAUCCAGC
Molecule: messenger RNA, 2487 nt
Organism: Trichoderma harzianum CBS 226.95
Lineage: Eukaryota; Fungi; Ascomycota; Sordariomycetes; Hypocreales; Hypocreaceae
Exons: 3
Coding region: 247-2241 (664 amino acids)
Biological process (GO): positive regulation of transcription by RNA polymerase II
Cellular component (GO): nucleus
Molecular function (GO): transcription cis-regulatory region binding; DNA-binding transcription factor activity, RNA polymerase II-specific; zinc ion binding
Source: RefSeq, a predicted model, not a curated record